UAGUUCUUCUAGAUAUCGCCGUAUAGCGCUGACGUCGCUCGGGUCUCACAUACACAUAAUAGAUGUUUCAUGUAUUGGUGGCUUUGUUGUGAUUUGAAAAUUGUAUUCAUGCAGCGUUAUUAUUGUUAAGUUGGCCGAUUAGAUGUUUUUUCAUUCAUGCUAAAAUAGUUGAAAGUUAUUGGUGAGAACAAAGAUGAGGAGGGUGUGUGCAUUUCCUGGAUGUAAAUCAGGAACAGCAAAUGAUAAAAGACACAAUAAAUCGGGUGGAGUGCGUAAUAAAAGUUUAUUUAAAUUUCCACAUCAGAAUUUUCUUUUGAGAAAAAAAUGGGAAGAGGUAAUCGGUCGAGUUGCUAAAAAUACUGAGGUUUUGUGGGAGCUGCAUUCUUCUAGAGAGGAUAUAUUAGAUAAAUAUGAAACUAUUUUAUCAAAUGGAACCAAACACAUCAUGCAGCGUGGCACAGUGACAUUGAAAUCUACGGCAGUCCCUUUAGUUUCAAAUCAAGAUAUUCCCUCCGUAGAACAUACGACAAAUGUUCCACUUCAUGAUCUCUCUAGAAACAACAGUUCACCGUCACCUCCCACAAACAUUUUUGAUAUCUUCCCGUAUUCAAUGCCACCAACAACUUUGGGCAUGAUGGAUACUAUGGGCUCAACAUGAAGGCAAACAGCUUAAGGAAAACGUUAAAUCGCCGAUGAGAAUGCAAACCCCAAUACACCCAAGAAACUCCAAGAAUCUGUCCCCAAGAAAUUGAUUCAUGCAAU
Messenger RNA from Fopius arisanus, 762 nucleotides. RefSeq lists its product as uncharacterized. The transcript has 3 exons. The record is from RefSeq and is a predicted model, not a curated record. NCBI's taxonomy places the organism in Eukaryota, Metazoa, Arthropoda, Insecta, Hymenoptera, Braconidae. The coding region runs from base 194 to 658 and encodes 154 amino acids.